Molecule: messenger RNA, 1804 nt
Organism: Ceratotherium simum simum (southern white rhinoceros)
Lineage: Eukaryota; Metazoa; Chordata; Mammalia; Perissodactyla; Rhinocerotidae
Source: RefSeq, a predicted model, not a curated record
UUUGGUACCCGAAACAGGAUUUGGUACCUGAAACCAUGGAUGAUCGCCUUUCUUGUUGUGUUAUUACUGACAGUAGUAGCAGUGGCCAUCGGUCUUCUGGCUCAUUUCUUAGUCUCUGACCAGAAAAUGGAGUAUUAUCACGGCACCUUUAAAAUUUCAGAUCUACAAAUCAAUAGUAAUUCUGGACAAAACAGCAUAUACCAACUUAAGGACUUACGGGAGAUGAGCGAAAAUAUGGUGGAUGAGAUAUUUAUAGAUUCGGCCUUGAACAAGCAUUAUAUCAAGAACCAAGUGGUCAGACUGACUCCAGAGGAAGAUGGUGUGAAAGCAGAUGUCAUUAUGGUGUUCCAGUUCCCCUCUGCUGAGCAAAGGGCAGUAAGAAAGAAGAAAAUCCAUAGCAUCUUAAACCAGAAAAUAAGGAAUACAAGAGCCUUGUCAAUAAAUGCCUCGUCAGUUCAAGUUAAUGGUUGUGGUAAACGAGUUGUUCCAUUAAUAGUCAACAGAAUAAUGUCGGGAGAAAUUGCGGCCAAGGCUGCCUGGCCUUGGCAAGCUUCCCUUCAGCGUAAUAACGUACAUCAGUGUGGGGCCACCUUGAUUAGUAAUACGUGGCUCAUCACCGCAGCACACUGCUUUAAGAAUAAUGUAAAUCCACGUCAAUGGACUGUUAGCUUUGGAACAACAAUCAACCCUCCGUUAAUGAAAAGAAAUAUCAAAAGAAUCAUUGUCCAUGAGAAGUAUCACUCCCCAGAAAGAGAGUACGACAUUGCUGUUGUGCAGUUCUCUCCCAGAGUCACCUUUACUGAUGACAUUCGCCGGGUUUGUUUGCCAGAAGCCUCUGCAUCCUUCCAACCAAAUUCAACUGUCUAUAUCACAGGGUUUGGAGCACUUUUCUAUGGUGGGGAAUCCCAAAACAACCUUCGAGAAGCCAGACUGAAAAUCAUAAGUGAUGACGUGUGCAAGCAACCACAUGUGUAUGGCAGUGAUAUAAAAUUUGGAAUGUUUUGUGCUGGAUAUCUGGAAGGAAUUUAUGAUGCUUGCAGGGGUGAUUCUGGGGGACCUUUAGUUAUAAAGGAUCUUAAAGAUACCUGGUAUCUCAUUGGAAUUGUGAGCUGGGGAGAUAACUGUGGUCAAAAGAACAAACCUGGAGUCUACACAAAUGUGGCUUAUUACCGAAACUGGAUUGCUUCAAAAACGGGCCUCUGAUUCACUAUAAAAGUUAAACAUUGAGAGCUGUAUGCAGGCCAUACAUGUAUGAGAAUCCAAAUAUUCAGUGGAUGUAGUACAAUGAAGUGAGAUUAAAUGACCGGAUUAAUUUUAGAAUCACUUUAAUGAACAAAUAACCCAUAGCCAAUUUAUAAGGGAUUUAAAUUUGUAAAAUCGUGAGUCGGUUUAGCCUGGCUUGAAAACUACAGCGGAGAUACUCAGUUCUUUAAAUCAUGCAAACUGGAGUAUAAAAGAGGAGCAAUGCAAAUUUUUGAGGAUAAUCCAUAAGAGUUUUAGAAUGUCUUUUUCAGGGGUGUCCCCUUAAGUGAGAAACUUUUUAAACUCGAAGAGUUCAGGAAACACUUAUAUAAUUCCUAUCAUUUCUCCAGAGCUUACAAACACUAUUUUUUCCUUUUUCCAUGUUCUUCCAGAUUUUCCAAAGAGAUUUUCCACCAUAAGAAAUAUAUUUUCUACUUAUAAAACCAUUGGAGAGAUCCUUGUAAAAAAAGUUAUAUUUAGGAAAUAAAGUAUGGUGAUAAAUCAAGCCAGAGAUCUUCUAACCUUUUUCUGUUGUGAAAUGUCCCUGAUUUUUUGGUGAUUU